UGUAUUCAGAAAGCCCUCUAACGCCAUUCAGAGCAACUAUUUGGCUUUUCAAACCAACUACUUACUGCCAGUAUUAAUUUCAACGUCACUCUUGUCACACACACGCGCGUGGUUUCGAAUUUAGAAAAAAAAACACUUCAAAUAUUUGAAAUUUCUUUUGUUUCACGGUAAAGGUUACUUUGACGACGCUUCAAAACUGCUUCUACAAGAACGACCGACGCAUCGAAAGAUUAAGAAUUUCACAGUGAUCCCAUCGUCAACUUUCAAACGUCAUUACAUCCGAAUCGAUCGCGAGGCAUUUUACUGUUUGCUGAAGGAUGCUGGAUGCAAACACCCACGAUUUUUGAAGCUGAAUGUUACGCCAAAAGUCCGAGGCAAAACCUCAAACGCCAAUUGGAACGUGGUGUGGAAGGAGUACUUCAACAUCGACGCCAUUGAAAGAACGCCAAAGAACGAACAUUGUACUCAGGUUCAAUUUGAUAAUACCAUCAUAACGGAUGGAGUGGCUGCAUGCUUUCAAAUGUUGCACACAAAAGUUGUGUACGAAAUCGACGAAGAAGAGCGUUUGAAGGAUAUUCAGCAGAAACUGCAAAGUGCACAGCAGGUGUAUGGAAUAUCGAUCCCGGUCUUCGUUUGGUUUUGGGCGGUGUACGGCGCAAUCUUCAUGGCACUGAAGACAAUAUUUGUUCGUCCGUAUGCAAACUAAGGAAUGGUAAUAAAACCUGUAUCUGAUCUAGAUACAUUUUUAAGGCUAUGAAUGCACACUGUCGCCAGCCAAGGGCUAGUCCGAGCACUGUUCGAGAAAAUGAGCCGACGUUACAACUGCACAGUGUUCUGGGUCGAUGAGUUUUGCACUACAAAAUUGUGUUCAUUGUGCUUCCGAGAUUUGGAACAGCCGGAAAAAGCCGGUCGAGUGAAGAAAAAGUACCGGUAUUAUUUGUGUCAUGGGUGUGAAAAAGUGCCUGAAGCAACUGAAGCUGUCAAUCACAUCCAUUCGCGCAAAACUAAUCGACAGCUGACGAAGCAACGAAAGAAAGUUCGUCGACCACACCGUCGUGGUGUGCGCAAGGCAUCCAAAUUCCGGCGGUACAAACAACAGCCAGCAAAUGGGCGUAAUAUGACAUGGAACCGCGAUGUCAACGCUGGUCGGAACAUUCUUUACAGAGGUUGGUGUGCAGUAAUGGGCGUGAAGCUACAUCAAGCGUUCAAGAGAUCGGUGCAAGAAGAGGAAAAAGGAGCAGCUGCAGCACCACCACCAGCAAACCAGUAAUUCAUAUCUGCAAUUGUCAUGGUUUUCAAAAUCAACAAUCAACACAAAGAACAUAGUUCUAUCCAAGAUCAAGCGGGAAUCCAAACACCAUCUGCAUUCUCGCGGGCUAUAGGUGUUUCACGUCUGGCGUGGUCUUCGGUUGGGAGUCCCAACAAUUAUAAAGUGUAAUGCUUUGUAUAUGAACUUUUCAGAUUUCCAAGUGUUUCGGAACUGAAAUUUAAUAGAAAAAAUGACCAAACGAUUCAUCAUCAUCUAUAGAGGCGAUGGCUCAGUUGGAGGGGGUAUGACACAUAGUUUGAGAAAAGCCUUGAAACAAAUUUCU
Messenger RNA from Sitodiplosis mosellana (orange wheat blossom midge), 1592 nucleotides. RefSeq lists its product as uncharacterized. Bases 758 to 1270 code for a protein of 170 amino acids. Lineage: Eukaryota; Metazoa; Arthropoda; Insecta; Diptera; Cecidomyiidae. The transcript is spliced from 4 exons. The record is from RefSeq and is a predicted model, not a curated record.